GCGUUUUGUUACAAUCGGUUGAUACUUGGCUACCCGCAUGCACCAUUUACGAUGACACUGCUCACAACAAAUACUAGAAAUAAGAAUCGAAAAUACGAAUGCCAGUGCCUUCGAAUUACCCUUUUACAAAACGCUUGGUAAAUACAUGACACUUAUUGGAGUGAAUCCGUUUCAAAAUAAUAAAGUCAGUCUGGCACGAGUAAUCCCACUAGUGAUAUUUAUCAUGAGCGGUUUCGGUCCAAUGUACAUAAGAAUGUGGGAAACCUUGUACAAAAAGGACUUCGAUCGAUUCUUCGAGGACGCACCGCAAGCACUUACAGCACUUCUUAGUACUGUAAAAUUAUUGAAUGUCUUCUCAAAUAAAAUGCGUUUUAAAUAUUUAUUCAAUUAUAUAAUACGGGGAAGGCAAUUAAUGAAAUCAAGUCUAGAAAUGAAUGUGUUAGAUCAAAUUACCAACGAAGGAACUACACUUGCGACUAUAUACAGGAAAUGUUUGUGGCUAACGGUGACACUAUUUGUCUCGCUUUCUUUAUAUAAUCCUCUUGUGGAUCUCAUCGCGCCAUUAAAUGAAACACGGCCACGGCAACACUUGUUUCACGUGAAUUACUUGUUUCUAGACGAAAUGGAAUACUUUUGGCCGGUGUUCGUGCAUUUAAGUUUCGUUGCUGUCGCGACCGUGAUAAUCAUAAUCACCAUAGAUUCGUUAUACAUUGUUAUAAUACACCAUGCUUGCGGAAUGUUUGCGGCAUGUGGGCACCUUGUUCAGAAUGCAACUGAAGAUACAGUGGAGAGGAAAGGUGGCAUCAUCGAUGAUCACGGAUAUAAAGAAUAUAAUCGAUGCAUAAACGUGCAUUACGAAGCUCUUCAAUUUUACGACGUCCUCGAUGUUUGUUGCCGCAAUUCGUACUUGAUUCAAAUGGGUAUAAAUAUGAUGCUCGUCAGCGUGACAGCUGUUGAGCUAGUUAUAUUCUUUGAUCGACCGGCUGAUGUUAUCAGACUUAUUUCAUACCUUGCGGCUCAACUGUUUCAUUUGUACAUGAUAAGUUUACCCGGACAACGGUUAUUGGAGCAAAGUUUGGCAGUAACUGAUAAAGUAUGGUUUUCCAGAUGGUACGAAAUACCUGUCAGGGCUCAAAAGAUGCUCGUUUUGAUGAUAUUGAGGGCCAAUAAACCGUGCGUAUUAACAGCAGCAGGUCUAUAUCAAAUGACAAUAGAAAGUUUCGGGAUAACUGUUAAAGCAUGUAUGUCGUACUUCGCAAUGUUCUUAUCAGUGAGGGAAUAGUUAAAUGUAAAAUCGUCGAUAGUAAGAUAUUUCGCGAUUCAAAUGUUAUAUGUAUAUGUACGUACAUACAUUUCAGCGAAGAUUCUAUGUAUAAUUAUAAAUGUAAGUAGUAUAUAAAUUAUCAUAAUAAAAGAAAUGUAGCGUGUACAUACUACAUA
Molecule: messenger RNA, 1440 nt
Organism: Ceratina calcarata
Lineage: Eukaryota; Metazoa; Arthropoda; Insecta; Hymenoptera; Apidae
Product: odorant receptor 13a-like
Exons: 10
Coding region: 146-1282 (378 amino acids)
Biological process (GO): detection of chemical stimulus involved in sensory perception of smell; sensory perception of smell
Cellular component (GO): plasma membrane
Molecular function (GO): odorant binding; olfactory receptor activity
Source: RefSeq, a predicted model, not a curated record